Molecule: messenger RNA, 1209 nt
Organism: Bipolaris oryzae ATCC 44560
Lineage: Eukaryota; Fungi; Ascomycota; Dothideomycetes; Pleosporales; Pleosporaceae
Exons: 3
Coding region: 1-1209 (402 amino acids)
Source: RefSeq, a predicted model, not a curated record
AUGGUUCUCCCGACGCAAACGCAGACUACGCAGACUACUCAUCUUCAUCCACAACACGCCUCGACCCACAUCCAUCCAAAUCACCACACCUCAACCCACAUCCACCCCGGUCUCCUUCGUCUAUCCCGAUCCCACCCCCGACUUUCCCGUCCCCACGCUCGUACCAACUCAUCAGACCUCAAAUCUCUCAUCGAUCAACACAUGGCAUGGCAAGAUAACGCCAUUCGACCCGGGACGAGGGGCACGCUGCUUGUAGAUUGGGAUGGGGAUGGGGAACCGCUUUUGUCGUAUCGAUCUGGGGAUGUUGCUGCGAAUUCCGUGGGCGCUGAGGUGGUGGUGGUGGUCGACAGUGUGGAUAAGGGGGGUGAGGAGGAGGAGGAGGUUGAGAAGGGUGGUGGGGAUGUGGGAUGUGAAGAGGAAGAGAGCGAGGAGGAGAGAGGGGUGAGGGAGGUGUUGGAGGAGAUGCUGGAGAAGAUGGUGAGUAGAGACGAGGUAGUGGAAGUGAAAGGUAAGGAGGAGGAGAAGAAGAAGAGGAAGAUGCUUGAGGAAGAAAAGGGUGUGAGAAUGGAGGAGAAGAAGAAGAAGGAGAGAAAGGUGGAGGGGGAGGUGAAGAGGGCGUUUUUGAUUCGGAGGAAGCCGGUUCCGGUACGACAAUCGAUUUCUCCUGUACGGUGGUCGGCUCCUGUGGCGCAGUCGGUUCAGGUGAGGCAUUCGGUUCCUGUACGGCAUUCGGUUGAUGUACAGCAGUCGAUUCCUGUAAAGCAGGGGGGAGAAGAGGGAAAGAAGGAAGUGGACGUGGGUGUUGAGAAGCGCCUUCCAGAGGUACCUGCCGAAGAGCAGAUAGAGGUAUUGCCUAUAUUUUAUAGGUAUGAGGAGGCGCCGAGUGAGUACGAGGAAGUGAAGAAGAAAGCGAGUAGGAGGAGUGUAGCUCGGUUGGCUGAAGUAUUGAAAAAAGAGGGUUUGGAGGUUUGGGGCAUGUUGAAGUAUGAGGGGAAAGAGUUGAAGGCUGUUAUAAAAUAUGAGGGAAAGGGGUUGUUGCAGGAGGUCAAGGAGGAUAGUAGAGAGUUACUACAGGGUUGGAGGGAGGAAGGCAGGUGGCUUUUGGUUGUGUUGAGAAACGAGUGGAGGGAUGGCGAAGAUAUUUUUCAGGGUCUAAAGUUUUCAAAUCUAGAAGUACUAUCCGGCAUUCUGGCCAGCUCAUAUCUUUGA